Arabidopsis thaliana (thale cress) is the source of this 1999-nucleotide messenger RNA. RefSeq names its product Kinase interacting (KIP1-like) family protein (gene NET4A). The record is from RefSeq and is marked reviewed. Gene Ontology annotation, molecular function: actin binding. NCBI's taxonomy places the organism in Eukaryota, Viridiplantae, Streptophyta, Magnoliopsida, Brassicales, Brassicaceae. The transcript has 5 exons. Gene Ontology annotation, cellular component: vacuolar membrane. The coding region runs from base 277 to 1854 and encodes 525 amino acids.
GGCAACAGAAUUAAAACGAGAGAGAAAUAGUCACGACGGCCAUUAAUCUUGUGAAUGGUCGGUUUUGAUUAGUGGAGAAGGAGAGGUCAAUGACUCUCUAUAAUACGAUUCUCUCACCACGUGGACACAGCGGAAUUAGUCCCUUAAUUACAUAUUUUAAUUACAGAGAGACAACCUAAUCACUUGGCCACGUUGAAAUUGCUAGGUACUAGUUAAGACUUGUUCCGCAAUAUCUGUCUUAAAGCUUUCCCAUAGGGUCCAUUGAUUUUUGCAGCCAUGGAUUAUGAUCUGCUUCGUUCCAAGAAGAGUAUCAAACGCGUAGAAUCCACCAAAUCAAAUCCAUGGUGGUGGGAUAGUCAUAUCGGUCUCAAAAAUUCUAAGUGGCUUGAGAAUAAUCUCGAUGAGAUGGACCGGAGCGUGAAACGGAUGGUGAAGUUGAUAGAGGAGGAUGCAGAUUCUUUUGCUAAGAAGGCAGAGAUGUAUUACCAGUCAAGACCUGAGCUUAUUGCUCUUGUGGAUGAGUUUCACCGUAUGUACCGUGCUUUGGCAGAGCGGUACGAGAACAUCACCGGAGAGUUGAGAAAAGGCUCUCCUUUAGAGCUUCAGUCACAGGGCUCUGGUCUUUCUGACAUCUCUGCUUCUGACCUCUCUGCUUUAUGGACCUCUAAUGAGGUUAAUAGGUUAGGUCGUCCUCCUUCUGGUCGACGUGCUCCUGGUUUUGAAUACUUCCUUGGCAAUGGAGGACUUCCUUCUGAUCUUUAUCACAAAGAUGGAGAUGAUUCUGCUUCCAUUACUGAUUCUGAACUUGAAUCUGAUGAUUCUUCUGUGACUAAUUACCCUGGUUAUGUGAGUAUAGGCUCUGACUUUCAGUCCCUAAGCAAGAGGAUCAUGGAUCUUGAGAUUGAGCUACGUGAAGCCAAAGAAAGACUUAGGAUGCAACUUGAAGGGAACACUGAGAGCUUGUUGCCGAGGGUGAAAAGUGAGACUAAAUUUGUUGAUUUCCCGGCAAAACUUGCUGCUUGUGAGCAAGAACUGAAAGAUGUAAAUGAGAAGUUACAGAAUUCAGAAGACCAAAUCUAUAUUUUAAAGAGUCAGCUUGCUAGAUACUUGCCAUCUGGGUUGGAUGAUGAACAGAGCGAAGGGGCAGCUUCAACUCAAGAACUGGACAUUGAGACUUUGUCUGAAGAGCUGAGAAUUACAAGCCUGAGGCUUCGGGAGGCAGAAAAACAAAACGGUAUCAUGAGAAAAGAAGUCGAGAAAAGCAAGUCUGAUGAUGCAAAACUCAAGAGUCUGCAAGACAUGCUUGAGUCGGCACAGAAAGAAGCUGCAGCAUGGAAAAGCAAGGCUAGUGCAGAUAAAAGAGAGGUGGUGAAGCUGCUUGAUAGAAUCUCAAUGUUGAAGUCGAGUUUAGCAGGUAGAGAUCAUGAGAUCAGGGAUUUAAAGACAGCAUUGUCUGACGCAGAAGAGAAGAUUUUCCCGGAGAAAGCACAGGUCAAAGCCGAUAUAGCAAAGCUGUUGGAAGAAAAAAUACACCGGGAUGACCAAUUCAAAGAGCUGGAAGCCAAUGUGCGUUAUCUUGAAGAUGAGAGAAGAAAGGUGAACAAUGAGAAAAUAGAAGAGGAGGAAAAGCUGAAGAGCGAAAUCGAGGUGCUGACACUGGAAAAGGUAGAGAAAGGGAGAUGCAUAGAGACGUUAAGCAGAAAGGUGAGUGAGCUAGAGUCGGAGAUAAGUCGACUUGGAAUGAUAAGACAGCUCUGUUUUUCACUAGACUACUCCAGAGACGAAUACAAGAGACUACGCAUAGCCUUUUCAGGGCAUCCACCAACAAGACCAUCAUCCAUUCUUGCUUCUUAAUUCUUGUGUACAGUAUAUACUCUUUGUAACUUUGUUGGUGAUACUUUCACAUAUAGGGAGCUGUUUUGAGAUUGGUUUGUGGAAAAGAAAAAGCUCAUAAGAUUUGUGUUUGAUAUUAGCUAUGCAUUAUCUAGUUUGAGUUCUG